Gopherus flavomarginatus (Mexican gopher tortoise) is the source of this 1498-nucleotide messenger RNA. RefSeq names its product zinc finger HIT-type containing 2 (gene ZNHIT2). The transcript is spliced from 2 exons. Bases 1 to 1344 code for a protein of 447 amino acids. The record is from RefSeq and is a predicted model, not a curated record. NCBI's taxonomy places the organism in Eukaryota, Metazoa, Chordata, Testudines, Testudinidae.
AUGAUUGUACGAGCGCUUCUGGCGGAAAUAGCCGAACCCAACAGCGGCCGUGGCGGAAGGCGGAAAUGCCCGAGCGCUGCCAAGAUGGAGGCGGCGGAGCCCUGCGGCCUGUGCCUGCGAGAGCGGGCCCCCUACACGUGCCCGCGCUGUAACGUGCGUUUCUGUUCGGUGCCCUGUUACCGGGGCCACGGGGCCUGCGCCGAGGCUUUCCACCGCCGGCAGCUGCUGCUCCGGCUCCAAGGCCAGCGGGGGGACCCGGCCUCGCGAACCCGCCUGAAAGAGGCGCUGCUCCGGCUGCGGGAGCUACACGAGCUCGAGGAUGCGGAGCCCCAGCUAGGCCGCGACCUGGAGGACCAGGACGACGGUCUGUGGGAGCGGCUCAGUCCGGCCGAGAAGGCCGCCUUCCAGCGCCUGCUGAGCAGCGGGGAGAUUGGAACCUUCCUGCCCCCCUGGAGGCCCUGGUGGCGGGGAUGGGGCCGGGGACUGGUCCAGGAACUGGGGGGUGCUGAGGGUGCCCAGGAAGCUGGGAAUACCCAGCCCCCUGCGGGCACCCAGAAGCCAGAGAAGAUGACCCCAGGUUCCGCACCCAGCCACCAGCCACCAGUACCCCAAGGUGCUUACCCCCCCACGGGCACCUGGCAGCCAGAGAGCUCAGGCAUGGCACCCACCCAGCAGCCUGAAGAAAUGCCAAGCCCAGUUCCUGCUGUGCCUGCAUCCAUCCCACUACUGGGCUCCCUGAUCUGCAGCCCAGCCUCACCCCUGGUGUGCUUCCAGCUGCCUAAUGUCUUCUAUGCCUAUGUCUUCGCCCUCACCCUCUACAAUGGGGACUUGAGUGAAGAUGAACUUCUGUCUGAGUUCUCUGACAUGGUCCUGGAUGUCUCCGGGGCACUGGGUGCCAGGCAGGUCUUCCACUCCACAGCAGAGGCGCUGCAGGCUGCCCUCCAGGCAGUGACAGCCAGCCGGUACCCUGAGUGCCCCCUGGGGAAUGCAGGUGCUAUGAUGGCAGUGGCCCAGAUCCUCAUGGGGGAGACUCAAGCCAAGCAGAAAGGCUUCAGCUUGGCAGCCCUCUCCCAUCUUGCCAGGCUGCUGGGCAAGGCCAAGAAACUGGUGCCAACAGAGGAGCGCCCCAGGGUGUAUGGUGCCAAGAAGAAAUGUGAAUUUUUGCUCUCCUGGGUCAAUGAAAACCAGGAAUCUUUGACUGUCCUGGCCCUAGAGGUACAAAGGGAAUAUAGAACCCAUUUGGAGGCAGUCAAAGAGGUGGAUGUAGUUACUAAAGAACUGCAGAAGAUGUGGGGUGGGAAACUGCCCCCUGCAAAAAAGCCAUUGAUUGAGGAGUUGGACUGAUGGCUGGAACUUUUCAAGUGGGGAAAAGUGAAUGAACCCUCUCUUGGUCAAUAGCCAUUUUGGAUAAAUCCACCACACCGAGUCUUGGCACAAAUCUUGAUCUGGUUUCUAGGGAGUUGACCUGUUGCAAUAAAAAGAGCAAGGCAGCUGGCUA